Carassius auratus (goldfish) is the source of this 1503-nucleotide messenger RNA. RefSeq names its product homeobox protein Hox-A2a-like. Gene Ontology annotation, biological process: regulation of transcription by RNA polymerase II. Gene Ontology annotation, molecular function: RNA polymerase II cis-regulatory region sequence-specific DNA binding; DNA-binding transcription factor activity, RNA polymerase II-specific. Bases 162 to 1235 code for a protein of 357 amino acids. Gene Ontology annotation, cellular component: nucleus. Lineage: Eukaryota; Metazoa; Chordata; Actinopteri; Cypriniformes; Cyprinidae. The record is from RefSeq and is a predicted model, not a curated record. The transcript has 2 exons.
GGCGAUCCACACACGGGCAUAAUUAGUUAUUACAAAAUAAUAAUAAUGUAAUUAUUUUCUCCACAUAGCCUACUUUUUUAACAGAGAGCGAAAACUCGUAGACUUCAACGAAGCCAUACUUUCCAUGCCCGCGCUCUCGGGCGUAUGACAACAGGUUUGCAAUGAAUUACGAGUUUGAACGUGAGACGGGUUUCAUCAAUAGUCGGCCAUCUCUCGAGGAGUGCCUUACUGCUUUCCCUCCUGUUGACGACUCAUUUCAGAAGUCAUCAAUCAAAAGCUCAGCGCCCACGAACCCUCACCCUCUUAUCCUACCUCCUCUCGAGCCUACCAUCCCAAGCUUGAGUCUCUGGACUCAGUCACGCCUUGCAGGGCCCCGGCAUAAUUUAGAUGGGGGAAGCCCACUACACGCCAAUUCUCUGACCCCGGAUUACCCAUGGAUGCGCGAAAAGAAGACCAACAAGAGAAACUGUCCUCUUAUACCAACCGGCUCCCUGACUCCUACUGCGGGAGUCAUUUGCUUCUCUCCAAAAGGCUCACCCGAGCUUCCCGAAGGCGGUUUGUCUAGUGGAGAAGGAGGUUCACGCCGCCUGAGAACAGCAUACACAAGCACACAGCUUUUAGAGCUGGAGAAGGAGUUCCACUACAACAAAUACCUUUGCCGACCACGCCGUGUGGAAAUUGCCGCGCUUCUCGACCUUACAGAACGCCAGGUCAAAGUGUGGUUCCAGAACCGACGGAUGAAGCAUAAACGCCAAACCCAGAUUAAAGACAUCCACGGGAAGAUAAAUCUCGACGAGGAUAAUGGUGCACAGAGCGACGAGGACGCUUCGAUUUGUGGCCUGAGUCAUGGUAGAUUAAGGGUAGAUAUAGAUUCGAACUCUUUUCAGAACAACCUGUCAACAGUCUCUGGGCAGUCCUUUAAUGAUAACGACAUGCAAACGUUUGAAAUGUUUUCUAACAGCUUAAUGAAAAGUAGUCUUAAAUAUGUUUCCAGUCAGUCACCUACUGACAAGGGGACAAUAAUAUGCAAUAGUAUCCGUUGUGCCAGUCCGGACAAUUGCGACAUGAACAUGUCUGUGCAGGACUUAACCUUUUUUUCGACCGACUCAUGUGUGUCUGAUGCAGCUUCGCCAGCACUGCAUACGUCUCUGGAAAGCCCAAAUUAUGUUUCAACAGACUUUUAUUUCUUUAAGGAAUCUCUGACUGCAGCUGAUUUACAAAAUGCAAACUGCUGAUUAUCAAAGUGGAUCAGUGAACAAAUGGAAGGAUAAAUCAGGAGGUUUAAAUGUUGUUUUUUUUUAUUAGAUUUGUAUUUUUUUAUUGCAAGAUGGGUGUAAUUGACGCGACUAUAUUAACACAUCUAAGGUAAGCUAUAAGCCAUGUGCGCUGUAUUUAGUAAUACAUAAUGCAUAGGCCUAACUCAUUCAUAACAGAAGUGUCAGUUUAGAAUAGAUUACAAUUAUUUUUGUAUCGAGUAUGUUCUAUGCUGCUUAUUUUUGUAAA